Molecule: messenger RNA, 853 nt
Organism: Triticum dicoccoides
Lineage: Eukaryota; Viridiplantae; Streptophyta; Magnoliopsida; Poales; Poaceae
Product: gamma-interferon-responsive lysosomal thiol protein-like
Exons: 4
Coding region: 1-678 (225 amino acids)
Molecular function (GO): oxidoreductase activity, acting on a sulfur group of donors, disulfide as acceptor
Source: RefSeq, a predicted model, not a curated record
AUGGCCGCCCGCCUGCACCAUUUCCUCCUCCUCGCCGCGCUCCUCCUGUUGAUCGGACGCGGCGCCCCCUCCUCAGCUGGCGCGGCAGGGAACGGGAAGGUGCCCGUGGAGCUUUACUACGAGUCCCUGUGCCCCAGCUCAGCGCAGUUCGUGACGGACCGCCUCGCCGAAGCCUUGGAGGACGGCCUCCUGGAGGCCGCGGACGUGACUCUCGUCCCCUACGGCAACGCCAAGGUCGGCAAGGGCGGCACAAUCACAUGUGAGCAUGGCCCCGAGGAAUGCCUUCUCAACACGGUGGAGGCUUGCGCCAUCGACGCCUGGCCGGACGUGGUAAUUCAUUUGCAUCUCAUCGUCGUCUCUCCUCACGGUUGCAUUGCUAACCAGAGUGUUACGUUGUUUGCUCCACUCCAGCUUUCACUCAAGUACGGGAAACAAACUGGUGCGCUUGUGCCUCCGCUCAACGGCGUCCCACAUGUGGUGGUAGAUGGCAAGCCACGCGAGGACCGGGAAUUCGUAUCUUACGUCUGCAAGGCAUACAAGGGACGUCCUCCCAAGAUUUGCCAUGAGCCGGACCGUCACUGUCCGACCGUGGUGGAGGCAGGCAACGGUGUCAGCUACAACCCCGCCGAUUUCAAGCUCGAAGACGGCGUUGAGGUGCCGCGGACUGAUGACAACUGAUAAAUUAUUAUGUUUGCCUUUCGGGGCUUAUAUAUUUACGUCGAUAUACGUGAACAUAGGGCAGUUUCACUGUUCUGUUCAGGUUACUUAUGGAGAUGUGUAUCACCCGAUAAUAAAGUGAGCUAUGGUGAUGUAAAUCUCUGAUCAAGUUUUUUUUUUAGAUUAAAUUUCUGUU